CGCCCCUCCUCCUUAUCCCUUCCCCUCUUCCCUGUCCCCCUUCACAGCUGGCUGUAGCUGGCCAAGGAGGUCUCGAUUAAAGAGGAAGGGGCAGUGCUCACAUUUCUGGGCAGAGGCCAGUCAGAGAGGCACUGCCUCAUUACCCAGGGACUGAGGCCCUUGUCAGCUGUAACAAACCUGGUUCUAGGCGUCUGGAAAAUAUGAGAGGCCACCCCUCUCUGCUGCUGCUAUACAUGGCAUUAACCACCUGCCUGGAUACUUCACCCGGUGGGGAGACAGACCAAGGAGUCCAGGACCCAGCCCCUUCCUCCUUCAGACCCAGGAGUCUGGAUUCCCAGCCCCUGCUCCUUCCUCCAGGACCCCACUGCUUUCCAGCCCCUUAUGACUCCAGCUCUAGGGACCCUCCAUUUUUCUGUCCCUCAUGUCUUUGGGUCCAGAAGUCUUCCUGGGUCCCCCAGAGGCCCAGAGCUUCCUGAGUAGCCAUACCCGGAUUCCAAGAGCCAACCACUGGGACCUGGAGCUGCUCACACCAGGGAACCUGGAACGGCAGUGUCGCGAAGAGAGGUGUUCCUGGGAAGAGGCCAGGGAGUAUUUUGAGGACAACACUCUCACGGAGCGCUUUUGGGAGAGCUACAUCUACAAUGGCAAAGGAGGGCGUGGACGAGUGGAUGUGGCAGGCCUGGCUGUGGGGCUGACAUGUGGCAUCCUGCUCAUUGUCCUGGCCGGCCUGGGAGCCUUUUGGUAUCUGCGUUGGCGACGGCGCCGAGGCCAGCAGCCCUGUCCCCAAGAGGCCGGGCUCAUUAGCCCUCUGAGUCCUUUGAGCCCUCUGGGCCCACCGACGCCCCUGCCUGCACCCCCACCCCCACCCCCACCCCCGGGCCUCCCCACCUAUGAGCAGGCGCUGGCAGCCUCUGGGGUGCACGACGCACCUCCACCCCCCUACACCAGCCUCAGGAGGCCUCACUGAAGAGUUGCUUUCGAGACCCGGCUCUCCGAACCGUGUCCCUGAUUCAUACCGGAUUCCGGAAGCUCCUAGGCCUCGUAGACGCCGAAGCGGACUUGGAGGGGGGGAUGGUGGGAGUAGGGGUCAUCCGGCCCGAGGCCUGCCCUGGCACACGCGUUUCCGCCGCGUAUGGAUAUACACAUG
This is a messenger RNA of Pongo pygmaeus (Bornean orangutan), 1147 nucleotides long. It is a transcript of the gene PRRG2, whose product is annotated as proline rich and Gla domain 2. The transcript has 7 exons. Gene Ontology annotation, cellular component: extracellular region; plasma membrane. Lineage: Eukaryota; Metazoa; Chordata; Mammalia; Primates; Hominidae. Gene Ontology annotation, molecular function: calcium ion binding. Bases 422 to 967 code for a protein of 181 amino acids. The record is from RefSeq and is a predicted model, not a curated record.